This is a messenger RNA of Plasmopara halstedii, 177 nucleotides long. RefSeq lists its product as uncharacterized. The transcript is spliced from 2 exons. The coding region runs from base 1 to 177 and encodes 58 amino acids. Lineage: Eukaryota; Oomycota; Peronosporomycetes; Peronosporales; Peronosporaceae. The record is from RefSeq and is a predicted model, not a curated record.
AUGCGCGACAUUCAUGAGCCAGCUCUAGAGCAGAGAUUCAGUCUGAAACCACUCAAGACACUCAUGACGUAUCUUUAUUCUUUAAUCGUCGAAAGAUGGUCAAACACCCAAAGCAUCCUGCUUCGAAUAUGGGACCUUUCUCGAGCACUUUUAUUAGACGAUAGCAAGAUAAAUUGA